CUCCAAAGUGAGACAGACAGACAAACACGAGAUAUGACUGAGUUAAGAGCUUCUCUAGAUGCACUCAAUGUUGAUAAACACAACAUGCAAGACAUCUUCAUGAAAAUGGUAAGGACAAUGAUCUAAAGGAGAAAAGGAAAAGCUGGACUCUGGAGACAAGCACACUACGUCAAGAGAUGAUUAAGCUGAAAUCUCAACUUGAAUCUGAGGGUCUUAGAACCGAGUCCAUUGAAAAAGAGAAGGAGAUUUUAAUAUUGAGUGUCAAGCAAAGAGACUCAGAGAUCAAACGGUUACAACAGAUGACAAGGAAUAUGCAGGGAAUCUUAUUGAGUGUAGUACCUGAGAAAUCUUUGAAAUCUUCCAUUCCUGGUGAAAGCAGGGAAUCUAGACUUGAGAAUUGGUUAGAGAAUCAUCAAUCGGCCAUCAGUACACCAAGGAGCAUAAAUAGGAAUGAUAUGACGGACAGCCUCCAUCAAACAGCAUGGAGACAAGGUCAAAGGUCACCACAUGACUCCAUGUCAUCCUCAUCCUCAUCCUCAUCGUCUAGAGGGGGUCAUUAUAUCAAGCUCUCAUCUCCUGAUGCAUUACACAGAGAUGAUUGGAGGAAGAUAGUUUCUGAUCAACGAGGCUGUCUGGACGGUCAUCAUGUUAUUAGUGGAGGAGGGGAAAGACAUAAAUCAUCCCAACUAGAAGCUACAUUUGGUGCUGAUGGACGAUGUGAUGAUUUGGACUCCACUCUUGUCGGAGAUACUUUAGAUGGUGAUGGGACUGCGUAUAUGAGCUUUGCUGAUCCUCAACUUGGCAGCAGAAAGCCAUGGAUAUUUCAGGCAUCUCAUAGACCUUCACCUGGCGGUGGCACGCCUAGCUGGGUAGAAAAAGAGUUAUCACCAGCUACAAAGUCAGGAAGAAAGCACAUUGGCAGUGACAAGACUGUUCAUGUUUCUGAUAGCCUAGGUAGGACAGGGAAUGAGAAUGAUAGGAGAUCACCACCACCAUAUAAAGGGAGAAUUGAUUCAAGGUUGAGAAAGAGUGAAGAUCAAGCUAGAGACUCGGAGAGAGACCUUGGUAGAAUAUUCAAUGCAGCAGAAGUAGGUUCAGUUGUAUCAGAAUCUACAAUAUCAUCCAUAGCAUCACAGUAUGAAGCUCAGUUUCAAGUGGGUUUAUCAAAGCUUGAUGAUGAUAUUGCUAGAUUACAGCAGAACUUAAAGGGAUUAGUUCAAAGAUAAUACAUCUUUAGAAAUUGCAAAUGCUAUUUUCUUUUUGAAUGAUGACAACAUUGUGUUUCUUAUUUAUCAUAGACUUGUAGAAAUAUGUUAUACAGUUAAAUACCAAAUACUAGUUUUAUGUAAAUCAAUCCUGUUUUCAUGUAUUAUAUUCAUAUUUAAACCAAAGAUAUGAGUUGAAAUGAGACUGUAUGUCUCUCAGUAUUUUCCUCCAUGUUAGAAUUAUCAAAUACAAUCACUCAUUUAUUGAGGACUUCUUGCCUUUUGAUAAAUAGUUUCACAGUUGCUUGAAGGAUAGUAUUAUACAUUAUUCAUUUUACUUCUAUUUCCAUCUUCCUUUCUGCAGAGAACUUGAUCUUAGAUUGUCAAUUAGCUUGAGAUUCUAUUCUUGUACUUGAAUUGAAUUUAUUAUCUUUAUUGGAAUAGUACAUUAAUAUUUUGUUUUGCAUAAAAAAUAUUUUAUUGAUUGGUCAUUGUAUUCAUUCUCUAUAUGACUAUAUCCCUUUGCCAUGCAAACAAUUUCUAUGUCACUUGAUAUAAUUCUCUUUAAUAAUUUACUACAGCCCCUCCAAGAUGAAUACAUUUUUAGUACCGGUAUAUGUAUAAUUUACUAUGUACCCCCCUCCCCCCCCCCCCUGGUAAUUCAUAUAUUCUGAAAUAAGUUUCUUGACGAACUCGCAAUUCUAUAAAUGAAUCAUAUAUAAUAAUAUAGAUUUGUGACUAUUUUAUGUAUUGCAAUAAUGUGUAAGGAAGGGCGCAGUUUGCGGGAGUCCUCCGCUAGACAACUUCUUGAAUAUUGUGAUGUCAUUGGUUGUUUUUCUGUACUGGAUUUGAAUUCUUCUAAUGUUGUCCCUAUUAGUGUCAUCGAUUAUACAGAGAUGUGUUAUUAAAUACGUGUAGAUGAUUCAACAGAGAGCAUUUUCUGAAAUAUGUUUUGGUAAAUCCCAGUCUGUUGAUUUGUAAUGCCAAUCGUCCUAAGCUAUUCUCAUGGAAAUGAAAGUUUUCAUUCUAAGUCAUUUCCCUUUACCCAUAUAUUUUCGUGCCAUGCUUUCAGUGCUGGGGAUAUUGUAUUCAUCAAUAAAAGUUUGUCUGAAACUGCAA
This is a messenger RNA of Strongylocentrotus purpuratus (purple sea urchin), 2324 nucleotides long. RefSeq lists its product as uncharacterized. Lineage: Eukaryota; Metazoa; Echinodermata; Echinoidea; Camarodonta; Strongylocentrotidae. The transcript is spliced from 4 exons. The coding region runs from base 177 to 1226 and encodes 349 amino acids. Gene Ontology annotation, cellular component: centriolar satellite. The record is from RefSeq and is a predicted model, not a curated record. Gene Ontology annotation, biological process: protein localization to centrosome.